CGAGCAGCUACUGUAACUUUGCUGCUGCAGCUCCUCCCAUCCAGCUAUAAGAGCCCAGCUGACCAGGUACAGCGUCCAUCCCCAACAUGCACCAGUGAAACCUCAUGAAAACACGUCUUUUUCCCACAGGUGGUUGUCUGCAGCCUUGGAGUCAAACUGAGAUGUAGCACAGGUCCUGGAUUAAACAGAGGAUUUGGGAGCUGGUGACUCUGGAGGAUGACUUUCGCCAUGUUGCGGCCUGCGGCGACGCACUUGAUCUACUCAGACUUCUCCCUCAUGUCCGAGGACGACGAGAACCGCAGCGAGAGCGACGGCAGCUCGGAGCAAAGUUACUGCGAGUCCGGCGAGAAACGCAGGCGCGACGCGGAGGGAGACUCCCCGGUGGUGGUGAAGCAGAGGAGCGCGGCCAACGCCAGGGAGCGAGGCCGGACCCAGAGCGUCAACGGCGCCUUCACAGCCCUGCGGACCCUCAUCCCCACCGAGCCGGUGGACAGAAAGCUCUCCAAGAUCGAGACCCUGCGCCUGGCAUCGAGCUACAUCUCACAUUUGGCCAACGUGCUGCUCAUCGGGGACGGCGGCGCGGACGGACAGCCGUGCCUCGGCGCGAUGCAUGUGCAGGGGGAGAGCGGGGCGAAGCAGCCGAGGACCAUCUGCACCUUCUGCUUGAGCACCCAGAGGAAAGGGAUUAAAGAUGGAAAAGACUGUUUGAAAAUGCGAGGACUGGGUCCACUGCGGAUGAGACGCUGACUGGAGGAACAUCAGCAACCUGAAAAUAAUCAAAGAGUUUCUCAGGGAAGAGUCAAAGCUGGAGUUACAACAUGGACACACACACACACACACACACACACACACACACACACACACACACACACACACACACACACACACACACACACACACAGUAUGUACACAUGCUGGAUCAAAUGAUCGAAGAGGAGAAAGACUAUUUAUACUUGACUGAGAAUUUCUAAGCAUAAGCCUUUCAAGGAUGCCGUGCAUUCGUUUGAAACUUAUGAGUUUUUUGUCUUUUUUUUGUUUUUUCAAAAGUUUUAAAUAAAAUAUAUUUUAUCAAAAAA
Messenger RNA from Hippoglossus stenolepis (Pacific halibut), 1076 nucleotides. It is a transcript of the gene tcf15, whose product is annotated as transcription factor 15. NCBI's taxonomy places the organism in Eukaryota, Metazoa, Chordata, Actinopteri, Pleuronectiformes, Pleuronectidae. The record is from RefSeq and is a predicted model, not a curated record. Gene Ontology annotation, biological process: regulation of transcription by RNA polymerase II; developmental process. The transcript is spliced from 2 exons. Bases 217 to 747 code for a protein of 176 amino acids. Gene Ontology annotation, molecular function: DNA-binding transcription factor activity, RNA polymerase II-specific; protein dimerization activity; RNA polymerase II transcription regulatory region sequence-specific DNA binding.